UGGCCAUCCGGAACAUACGGACUUCCUCGUUCCAAGACUGGCUGUCCUCAACCCCCUCAUGGCUCUGAGUGGGAGACAGGCUGGAGGGUACAAGAUACGGAAGACUCUUCCAACGACAAUGGCUUCUCGGAUAGUUUUCAUUUAGAUGCAGUUGUUUUGGACAGUCAUGUGAACAGAAGUUUCUGCAUAAAACACGUACACAAAGUCGGUACUGGAGCGAAACCAUGGCCUCUGGGUAAUGAUUUUUCAAGCAUUUUUUAAUUUUUUCAACUUUCUCUCUUUUCGUAGUUGAACAGGACACUUUCACAUCAGCACGACGCCUUUUUCGUUAUUCCGUUAUUUAAAGCUCUUUGAGAUUUCCCGAUAUUCCCGUUGUGCUGGAUUAGUGACUAAUCUCGGUAUUACUCGAUUCUUCCUCUCAAGGCUCAGUAAUUAUUGAUAGAAUUCACUGGAGUCACGUGAGUUUUAACAAUGGAUGUAACGACCUUUGCUUUAUCUCAAACUUGAUCCACUUCCCGGGCAUAAACAAGGGCCAAAGUUUCAACAUGAUUUCACCCCAAAAACAACCCUCAAUUUCUUUUACUAUUUGGCUUCUCCCUAGAAUAUUUCAUACCCCCGCUGUAUAAACUUAUUAACGCUUGUUCGUUGGUUGUGCAGUAUAGGCCACCAACGGAAUCUUUCUAUCUCUUCCAACUUUUCACCUCUCGAGCCAUUUUUGUUUUUUCUUGCCACCCGAGCAGUGCUUUCUAAAACUCUUCGCUAUAAUUUCGCUUUUAAACUGUCUUCGUGUAACUUAAUAGGAUACUAAACAGGAUUAUGAACAUAAAAGAAACAUAUCGGGUCGUGAUUUGUCCGGUUUUAUGAUAAAAUAAAAUACGAAAAAUUAAAUAGCAAUUGUUUUUCCAGGCCAAUAUUGUAUUUACAAGAAAGGCACUUGUCCAGUAGGACUCAGCGAAGGAUUUAUACAGUGGGAUGACGAAGACAUACGUAACAAGAACAGUAAUGGUGGAACACUUCCUGAUGGUACAUAUGACGAUGCUACAAAGAUAUCGUUUUGUUGUCAGACGAAUGGUAACAAAUCCGAUCCCAUCAUUCUCCCCGUGGACAAACCUUUUUACUUGCUAGCUUACGGUUCGUCUGAGUGUCAGAAAGUAGAGAGGGCCCUGGGUACUGAGGAGUAUAUACAAUAUGACAACGAGGACUCAAAUAACUCAGAUAAAUGGGAAGGGAGUCACCCUUUUAUGGAGUAUUCAUACGUUACCAAGAUGAGAAUAACUUACUGUUAUUACCGUGCAGCAUGA
This is a messenger RNA of Pocillopora meandrina, 1301 nucleotides long. NCBI's taxonomy places the organism in Eukaryota, Metazoa, Cnidaria, Anthozoa, Scleractinia, Pocilloporidae. The record is from the annotation of a GenBank genome assembly.